UUGUUCGCUCAUGUGUAUUAAACAGACCAUAGACUCUAGUUGAAGGUUCUGUGAAAAGCAGAAGACCAGCUGCAGUAGCAGGAGCUCUCACAGGCCUUUCAAAGAUUGUAAACGCUUUCUGAAAGUCUACAAAACUCAGGUGGACACUGUCUGCUGAGAAAUGGCAGAGGGAGGUUUUGACCCUUGUGAGUGCAUCUGCAACCAAGAGUAUGCUAUGAGGCGCCUCAUCAACCUGCUCAGGCAAUCCCAGUCCUACUGCACAGACACAGAGUGCCCUCAGGAAUUGCCAGGUCCCGGCGGGCCUGUCGGUGGAGGAGGUGACCUGACCCUCCCCAUGGUUCUGAUAGGAUGGGUGGUGGUGGCUCUGGUGCUGUUCCUGAUGCGCCCCUCCAGUCGCAGGGAUCCCCAUUCCACAGGAAAACCCACUGGACCACACAAUAGUGAAGGAAGAGAGCCACCAGCACCUCCUAUUGACUAGCAGUGAAGCCAGACUACCAACUCUCAUCCACAUACUCUGAUUGGAGCUACACAGUUGGCAAAUAACUGUGACCUAGAUGGCUUCAUCUCCCCAUCAACCUUCAUACAAAUAUCUUUUACUUUUUCCAUUUUCCAUUCCAGAUCUCUCUCUGAUUCUUGUUACUAAAGCCCAACUGAUACUGGAUUGAUGAGGCUAAUAAUAUAAUAUUUCAGAGUUAAAAACAUCUGGUGAUAUAGAUGGUCAUUAUUUCUUAUUCACACAAAUGCACAACAUAAUAUUGGCAGUUAUUGUCCUUCUAUAGCUGCUCCAGCUUUGGUUAUUUUUGACAAAGAUCUGUGCUGAGGCAGGAAAUUUUAAAAAGUUUUAAUAUAUUUUAUGGGUAGUUAAAUAACAAUAUAAUACAAUUACCUAAAAAAAACGUAAGACAAAUCUGGUUUUGUAAAUCUCUCAUCACAUGCUGAAACAAUGUUAGGCCAAUUUUGAGCAAUAAUAUUGGCUGACAGUGUCAGUAUGGUGAUGGCAUUGGGCUCUACAUGGUACUUAAGUCUUUAAUGAGUCGGUCCCUGAUCCCAGCUCUGUUGCUAACUGAUCUUUGGGAACUCGGAGAUAAACUCAAAUUGAACACGUGUUGGGGGAGAAAAGAGGAGUAGCUUGAGUAAUGAAGGGUGGUGGGUUCCUCCAGCCCCUUAGAUACAUUCCUCUCUUUCCACUUUAAACUCUAAAUAGAGCCAGUAACUGUCAUAUCAUGUAAUGUUUUAAUGGCUUAUUAAAUAAGACGAAAGGCAGAAUUUAAAACAUUUGAUUACAUUAAAGUCUGAUUGAGGAUUUUGUUCACUGUAAUGUGGCAUAUUGAUCCUAAUGCAGUGAACUAAUCUGUGUUUACAUCAGUCAUGUAAAAUUUUUACCUGAGCCAGCAAAUAGUCUGAUCUCUUAUCUUCCAAGAUUGGCAGCCCUCAAACCUGCAUAAAUGGAUGAUUUUGGCUAUUUGUGGGCAGUGGAAACAAGUUGUGAACACAACAUUGAUAUAUUUUCUUAUGGUGUUGAUAGGGUGACGGUGUUAGCACACAUUUGCUUAGUUAGACUUUUGGGAAGUACAAGCAACAUUAUUAUUCAUUUGUGUUCCAGGCCACCUGAUGAAUGUACUUGCUCUUUAUUAGUUCUGUUUAUGGUUUCUGCCAACUCCUGAGGGAAACAUCUGGCUCUUGAGCUAUUAAUGCUCUGCUGUCUUUACCAGCUCAAACUUCAUCUGUCUGCAGUUUGAUGCUGAUGCUAUUUGGAAAAUGGCUGCCUGCUUUGGCCAAAAAUGGUACUGCGAGGGUGAAACAAAAUAGUACAGUUGCAGUCGGACAGCUAAGCAAUGAACAGAAACUCGAUAUUAAACCCCCUUAAGCUGAGGGGAACUGCAGAUUCAGGUGAUAGUUGUCUGUAAGCUCAUUGCUAUGACCCCUUUUACAUUGUUGGUACAUUGUAAUUUGAUACACUGUUAUUAUAAAAAUAUUGCCACUUGAUGUGUCAGAUUGUUACUGUAGUAUGAGCAGUAAUUUGCAAUAAGACAUGCAUUAUUGUAGAAAAAGUAAGCUAAAUAUUUACCACACAACAGAGAACAAUUCUCCCCCUCAGUCAGGAGAGUAAAUGUAUAAAAGUCUAUUUAGAGGCUAGUUAAAUGCGCACAUUUCACACCCUUUCACAAAAUGAGUAGAAGGCAAACAUACGGUUUAGGUAAUUGUAAAACAGUAUACUCAGCAUAAUCAUCGAUAAGAUGAUUCCAUGUACUGUAAUUGUUUUGUGGCUAGAAGAAGAAAAUGAUAAUUGUAUACUGACUUAAUAGUAAUGACUUAAUAGCCAUGAAUCAUAUGUUACUAGCACUUUUCUUGUGGUAUGUUGAUUCCUUUUGAAGGUGUGUUAAACUGAUAAAGCAGUCUAAAAAUGAUGAUGAUGGCUUGGUGGAAAUGCAGGCCAGUUCUUUUCUUAGUGAGAAUCACUUUUCUUCAUUAAUUGAUGGGCGCAAUCAAAUGUUUCUGAUUUAUAGUAGGACAAACCAAUGAAAAGUAAAGUUGCAUUGUCCGACAGUGCCACUGAAUUUAUAGUUCUUGUAUCAGUGCAAAUUUUUGUGAAUGAACUGCAAUAUUUGAGGUCAUUUUAUGUUAGUUUUAUGUAUCUUUCUAUGCCUCUGUUGGUUAUUGCAUUAUGUUAUAAGAGGGUACCCUGUAUUUCAAAGUCUCUGACUGUAUUUUGUGAACAUCUUUGUCAUGCCCCUAUCAUGGUUAUUAAAGUGCAUCUGGGCCUUGGGA
This is a messenger RNA of Monopterus albus (swamp eel), 2769 nucleotides long. RefSeq names its product small integral membrane protein 14 (gene smim14). NCBI's taxonomy places the organism in Eukaryota, Metazoa, Chordata, Actinopteri, Synbranchiformes, Synbranchidae. The coding region runs from base 161 to 478 and encodes 105 amino acids. The transcript has 5 exons. The record is from RefSeq and is a predicted model, not a curated record. Gene Ontology annotation, cellular component: endoplasmic reticulum.